AUGGCCGCCCAAACGUCUCCGUCAACCACAAACCUGCACGGCCUUCCUCCCAUCCCGCCGUCUCCAACCCAUUCUUUCGCCUCAACUGCUUUCCCCACAGCAUCCAUAAACUUGCCUCCUCCUCCACCUCCGCUACUACCAAAGAACUUUCUAUCUAGGUCAGAUGUUGCCGCUUCGAUAUUGGCCUAUCAAGGCCUCCUCGAUGCGGCGAAGGUUUAUCGGAAAGCCAUGGCUGCAGUAGCUGCUGCUGCAUCAUCGUUUGGCGCUGCUUUAGAAUCUUGUGCGAAAUGUAAAGGAGCCGGUGAUACCGCCGAAGGGCUUAUGAACGCUGGCGGUCUUCAAUAUCUUAUCGCUAGCAAUACACAUAUUCUUUCUGAAAGCUUGUACAGGGGUUUUGAGGUACCUUUGUUGCACGAAUUGGAUAGUUAUAAGCAAAAAAACAAUGAGAACGAGGAGCAAUACAAGAAAGAAGCCAAUGAAAAGAGCAAAGAGCUUCGGAAGCGUGAGCAGGAUCAUUUGAAACUUGCGCGACAAAGGAAAAGAAACCUAUCUUCUUUUCGCACCGCGCUGGUCGAUCUCACUAGACAAAUAGAUGAACUUGAUAAUCUCAAAUAUGGCCAUUAUCGUUCAGCUUUGGCUCUUUCACAGGAAACCUCAUCUCGGAUUCUCGACUCUUCAGCUCUUGUUGUAAGGGCCGAAAUUGAAAUUUUCGAGAAGAUAGCCCAGAAGGGCUGGGACUCGUCGGGGGGGUUGGAUGAUUUGAUAUCCCGUUCUGCAGACCCUUUUGCGCCGGAGCCUGGUAGUGGACCAAAUGGGGAAGGCGAGAUUUUCUCUAUCUUACCAAGUCACAGCAAUACUGGUGGGAGUGAAGGGAAAUAUCAGAGUUUGACUGGCGCAUUAAACAACGGCGACUUUGACGAGUACGAAGAUGACGAUAGGGAAGAUUGGAAUACCCCCGUUUUCACCUUCGGCUAG
Molecule: messenger RNA, 975 nt
Organism: Morchella importuna
Lineage: Eukaryota; Fungi; Ascomycota; Pezizomycetes; Pezizales; Morchellaceae
Exons: 5
Coding region: 1-975 (324 amino acids)
Biological process (GO): vacuole fusion, non-autophagic; plasma membrane organization
Cellular component (GO): fungal-type vacuole membrane
Molecular function (GO): phospholipid binding
Source: RefSeq, a predicted model, not a curated record